UUUCUUUCGUCACUUCUCCCCCUGAUAUUUUUAUUUUAUUUUAGGAAAUAGAAAAAGGUGGGGCAAUCGAGAUCAGGUUUAGCAAUGAGAAAUUAUAAUUAUAAUAAUGAUGAUGAAUUUAGAGCUCCAUUGGAGCUUAAAAUGCGGAAGGAGUGAGAGUGGCUGAACAGUAACGGAGGUGACUUCAACUUGAAUCAACCUCCUAGUCUCCAGUGUCAGGAAAAACUCACCAAAUCUCACUCAACUCCAUAAUCAUGGAUAAUGCCGUUUUGAUGUUGUGGGUGUUGUUUUGUUUGCCCAUCAUGGGUGGAGCCUCCAUUAGUCUUCUCUCUCCCAAGGGGGUUAACUAUGAAGUGGCCGCUUUGAUGGCAAUGAAGAAUAAGAUGAAUGAUGAGUCGAAUGUGCUUGAUGGGUGGGAUAUUAACUCUGUUGAUCCCUGUACUUGGAACAUGGUGGGUUGCACUCCUGAGGGUUUCGUCAUUUCUCUCUCUAUGUCUAGCGUGGGCUUAUCGGGAACCCUUUCUCCCAGUAUUGGGAAUUUGAGUCAUCUCCGUUCAUUGUGGUUACAGAACAAUCAAUUAUCUGGUCCUAUCCCUGUUGAGAUUGGGAAGCUUUCUGCGCUUCAAACUCUCGACCUUUCAGAUAACCAGUUCAUUGGUGAAAUUCCAAGCUCAUUGGGCUUGCUGACUCAUCUAAAUUACUUGCGGCUUAGUAGAAACAAGUUGUCUGGACAGAUCCCUGGGCUUGUUGCAAAUCUUACAGGUCUUUCAUUCUUGGACUUAUCAUUCAACAAUCUCAGUGGUCCCACUCCAAACAUACUGGCAAAAGACUACAGUAUUACAGGGAACAAUUUCCUAUGCACUUCAUCAUCUGCCCAAACGUGCAUGCGUGUUGCAAAACCAAUAAAUGGCACAAGUUCAUCUGAGAAAGUUAGUGGUCAUCAUCGAUGGGUGGUUUCUGUUGCCAUAGGUGUCAGCUGCACAUUUCUGGUUUCUAUGACUCUGCUUGUCUGUUUGGUGCAUUGGUGCAGGUCUCGUCUCCUGUUUACAUCAUAUGUGCAGCAAGAUUAUGAAUUUGAUAUCGGUCAUCUUAAGAGGUUUUCGUUUCGUGAACUACAAAUUGCUACGAGCAAUUUUAGUCCCAAAAACAUCUUAGGACAAGGUGGAUUUGGAGUGGUUUAUAAAGGGUAUCUUCCAAAUAGGACAAUCGUGGCUGUUAAAAGGCUGAAAGAUCCCAAUUUCACUGGAGAAGUGCAAUUUCAAACAGAAGUUGAGAUGAUUGGGUUGGCCCUGCACCGAAACCUCUUACGUUUGUAUGGUUUCUGUAUGACAUCGGAUGAAAGGUUGCUUGUUUAUCCUUAUAUGCCAAAUGGGAGUGUUGCUGAUCGCUUGAGAGACACAGGUCGAGAAAAACCAUCUUUAGAUUGGAACAGACGCAUGCACAUCGCUCUUGGGGCUGCCCGUGGACUGUUAUACUUACAUGAACAAUGUAAUCCAAAAAUAAUUCAUAGGGAUGUAAAAGCAGCAAAUAUUUUGCUUGAUGAAAAUUUUGAGUCUGUAGUUGGGGAUUUUGGCCUUGCCAAGCUGUUAGACAGGAGGGAUUCACAUGUUACCACUGCAGUUCGGGGUACAGUGGGACACAUCGCCCCUGAGUAUCUUUCAACUGGACAGUCCUCGGAGAAAACUGAUGUCUUUGGAUUCGGGAUCUUACUUUUGGAACUCAUAACAGGGCCAAAGGCAUUAGAUGCUAGAAAUGGUCAGGUUCAGAAGGGUAUGAUUCUUGACUGGGUUAGAACUCUGCAGGAGGAGAAGAGGCUUGAAGUGCUGAUAGAUAGGGAUCUGAAGGGAUGCUUCGACACAGAAGAGCUUGAAAAAGCUGUAGGGCUUGCUCAGCUGUGCACUCAACCCCAUCCCAACCUCAGGCCCAAGAUGUCUGAAGUGUUGAAGGUCCUGGAAAGUAUGGUUGGGCAGUCUGGACAUGCGGAGGAGGAAUCACAAGGAGGAGGAGGAACCCUCAAUGGUGAGGGAAGGGCUUGUAGUCUCUCCAGGAAUUACAGUGAAGCCAAUGAGGAAUCUUCAUUCAUCAUUGAAGCAAUAGAGCUGUCUGGACCACGGUGACUGGUAACUAUCAUAUCCUUUUUCCAGAUUCAGCAUUACAUACCAAAAUCUCUUAACUUGUUACUUUGGGACUACAAUAGGGCAGCAACCUCAAACCCAUCUCUAGGUGUGCAACUGGUAUA
Messenger RNA from Vitis vinifera (wine grape), 2239 nucleotides. RefSeq names its product probable LRR receptor-like serine/threonine-protein kinase At5g45780. The record is from RefSeq and is a predicted model, not a curated record. Gene Ontology annotation, biological process: protein phosphorylation. The transcript has 11 exons. NCBI's taxonomy places the organism in Eukaryota, Viridiplantae, Streptophyta, Magnoliopsida, Vitales, Vitaceae. Gene Ontology annotation, molecular function: ATP binding; protein kinase activity; protein binding. Bases 255 to 2117 code for a protein of 620 amino acids.